Penicillium robsamsonii is the source of this 1524-nucleotide messenger RNA. RefSeq lists its product as uncharacterized. The record is from RefSeq and is a predicted model, not a curated record. Lineage: Eukaryota; Fungi; Ascomycota; Eurotiomycetes; Eurotiales; Aspergillaceae. The transcript has 2 exons. Bases 1 to 1524 code for a protein of 507 amino acids.
AUGGCUUAUACUAACUUCAUCCAGGACGUGUCUGCAUAUCUCGAUUGGAUCUUAUUUCUCGCGUGCUUUGGGCUUGUCCUCUGCUUUGGAUCCGUAACUUUUGUGGUCGUGCAUUGCAUCGUGCAGAUCCUUCAAGCAGCUAUCGCUUUUUACCUAUUCGACAUUCUCUAUUACUUCAUCUACGAGGAGGAAAUCACAGAGUUCUUCGUCGAGCUCAUCUCCGAGAUCCUUUCCUCACGCCUCGAACUCAAGAGCUUCAUCCUGCUCCUGUGCAUACUUUUCAGCAUCCAUUAUUCUAUCAAAGAGAUCGCCUCUAUCUUCUGUGAAAAGCUUCUCGGGCCAAAAACAACCAUCAUUGUAGAUUGUCCUAGGCAUCCCAUGCAGAGCCCCCAGUUAUCCCAGCUCGCCGACGAGAUGGCCCGGAUUCAUCCCACAAACUGGGUAAAGUCUUUUAUGUCUAUUACCAUUAACUCUCCCAAGGAUCCCCGGCCCACGAAUAUCAAGCCCAAGGAGACAAUGCCCAAGGAUCCAGAGCCCACGAUUCCUGAGCUCUCAAUCUCCAAACCUACAGCCCCCAGUGAUCUAUCUUUUGCGUCUCACAGAAACCGCUACAUGCGCCAUCCCUGGGGCGUAAUCGACUACCACAUCUAUCUCACACACAUCGAAAAUCGCCGCGACAAUCUCCGCCGCGAGAUAGAGUGCUACAUAUUGGAAAACACCGGCUUCAAACAGAGAACCCUACACGACGAGCCGCUUUUCGACAACGCCUUGGCCCACACAAACCCCACAGUAGUCUUUGUCAGCCUCCCCGUCCCCGACGUACAGAACGAAUCCAGCAUCGCCAGCUUAGUCCUCGGCUUCGAUCCAAAGUUUCGCCGCUUGCAGGGUUGGCUCUUCGAGCCCGAGUCCCCGAUUGAGAACUAUGCGGACCUCUGGAAGGUCUGGUCCCGGGGUGAGGGCCAGCUCGUUAUUGAUAUUCCCAUCGACCAUUUCCUGGCAAUCGUUCGUCAUACCAUGCAGCAUCAAAUUCAGAUCCUAGAGCUCGGCCUCCUGCACCAUUACGCUCUGACUACGCACGCGUUCCAAGCUGGCUUGGAUAUGGUUAUUCUUGUGCAAUUCUUGCAGUUUAUAGAUGACUUCGCUGAGCUCGUGUCUGAGAAGCCCGAGGAGAUUCGGGAGGUUUUUAUGCCUUUCCAGGAAGAACUACGGGAAAUACUUGCGGCUGGCUCGCGAGACUCUUGGUUUGCUGUUCGUGAUGGAUACAGUAUCGACCAGUAUCGCCAGAAGCAGUUAAGGAAGGUUGUUGCUUCAGGUUUGUUCCAUGGGCAGAAGAUGCUUGCGCCCCGAGGUGAAGUUGAGGCCACGGAAAAGCACAAGAUGUCUCGUCAAGUUAAGAUUAUUCCAGGCCACUCAAGUCGGUGGUGGUCGAAGCUGCGGGUCCACCUCUUGGUGAGUACCAUGCUCGUUCUUUGCUGCUGUUCUGUUCUCGAUCGCGAGAGGGUUCUCUGUGUGGGGAUGUUUUGA